Messenger RNA from Taeniopygia guttata (zebra finch), 2138 nucleotides. Its product is annotated as interferon-induced protein with tetratricopeptide repeats 1-like. Gene Ontology annotation, cellular component: cytosol. Gene Ontology annotation, molecular function: protein binding. Gene Ontology annotation, biological process: defense response to virus. The record is from RefSeq and is a predicted model, not a curated record. Lineage: Eukaryota; Metazoa; Chordata; Aves; Passeriformes; Estrildidae.
CCACCCAGGAGAGAGCUUUCCUAUUUAAGGCUCAGUCCCUAGCUUACAGACUGUCCUGACCAGGAUCUGUUGCUGUGUGGAAGAGGUGCAGCCAAGCCAUCAUUCCUCAACAGUGACAUGUUGCCUGCAGCAAAACUGAGCAAGGAGCAGCUGAAGGAGAAGCUGGAUGCCCUUCAGUGUCACUUCACCUGGAUGUUGGGUGUUGAAUCUCACAGUCCUCAGCAUCUCCUGCAGAAGCUGGAUGUUGAGAUCAAGCACACAGCUCACCAGAACCAGCUGGCCCUCCUGGGGCUCCAGGCAUACCUGCACCAACUGAAUAACCAGAGCGAGGAAGCUCUGCAGAGCCUCAGAGCUGCUGAGGAACACAAGGAAGAUGAGCAGCUGGCAUCUACUGCUGGCUCUUUGAUCAUCUGUGGGAAUUAUGCUUGGAUUCAUUACCUUCAGGGCUCCUACCAGGAGGCUGAAACCUGCCUGGAACGAGUUCAGCAGCUCUGCCCAACUCCUUGGGAUGUGCGGCUGAUCCCGCACAUCCAGGCCCAGAAAGGCUGGUCCCUCCUGGCUAUCAGAGCCCGAAAUGGGGAACGGGCAAGAGAGUGCUUCAACAUGGCCUUGAUGCUUGAACCACAGAACAGAUCUUUCCGUACUGGGCUUGCAAUGGCUUUUUAUUCCUCCUGGAAUUCCUCCUGGCAACCUGAUACUGAAAGAGAAGUCAGAAUCCAGUUGGAAAGAAUUGUCAAUGAGCAGCCAGAUAACUACAAAGCCAAAAUAUAUUUGGCCAGGCUACUUGAACAAGUAGAUGGGGAAAAGUCAAUUGGCUUGGCCAAAGAAUGCGCAGAGAAAAGCUCUGACCCAGAGGUCCUCAAACUCUCAGCUUUGUUCUGGAUGCCACGGUCAACAGAGCGAGCGCUUGAGAUCAUCCAGCGAGCCCUGCAGCAGGAGCCAGGUUACCAUCUUCUCUACCAGGCCCUGGCCAACUGCUACAAGCAACAGUGGGUUAAAGCAAAGGAGGAAGACAAGGAUAAGAUACGGUGUAAAGCCAUCAAGGACCUCCAGAAAAUUGUGAAGACACAUCCAGACCUUGACCUUACACUUGCCAAGCUUCAGCUGGCAGAGUUCAUUGGUGCAGAAAACCCAGCAAAGGAAAAAGAGAUCUACAUGGAACUGGAGAGGAAAAUCAACACCCUGAGCCUCAGAUGCCGUCAAGCCCUGAGUCUCUCCUGGGGAAAGUACUUCCUCUACCGAGAUAAAUCCCCGGAGAAGGCAAAAGCCAAGUUCAUGGAAUGUUACAGCAUUCCCCUGCAGACAGACCACAGGCAGGACUGUGGGCGCAGGCUGGUGAAGAUGGCUGGAAUCUACAAGAGCAAGGGUAACACCCAGGCUGCCAGCGCCAUCCACCGCUUCUUCCAAGAGGCCGACCGGCACUGCCCGAGGAACCAGUUGCACUCGGUUUAGAUGAUGAGGAUCAGCCCACAGAGAGUAGGGCCUGAGUUUUCCCAAGGCUAGAAGGCCAAAAGGACUGGCUGGCCCUGCAGAGCAGGCCUCAUGUGGACCUAGUGGUUCUGUCAGCUCCUCACGCUCACCCAUUGCUCGGCUGUCAAAUCUAGGCCCACUCGUGGGUAACUCAAGUGCCCAAACCUUACACACGCUGCUGUGUCCUGCUUCUCCCAGAGGGAAUGAAAACAAGAGUGAAGAAUUUGUCUUACAGGGUCUGAGCACAAUCUUCUGCAGGUGUGGACUUGUGUCUCUCCCUUGGAGCUGCCAUUGAUCAGAACUGAAUGCCAAUUAGGGAAAUGUAAGAAAUCAACCUGUUAAUUAUAAGUAUUCUACCAUUUGCAAUGAACCAGGAGGUGAAUUCCUCCACAAGAUCAGUGAGGAGCCAUGAUGAAGGUGAAGUCCUGUACAGGACAUAGAUGGUCACUGGCCUGUCCAAAUGCAUUAAAUGAUGCUGAUUAAGGAGCCCACAGGGGUGAUUUUAUCUGCAUUAAUCCUCAGAAGUACACGCAUGCCUGUCCCUGCCUGGACAUAAACCAGGAGCUUUCUUGUACUGGUUCCCACCAGGAAUGACAUUUUCAUCCCUGUUUCUGCAGCCACACUGAGGCUUUUAAAAAUCUUUGGUUAAUAAACACUUCUCUGUGUGA